AUGAGCACCGAAGGACCAGCUAGUUUGAAGGGCCACAAGUACCCGGCCAGAGAGCAUAAUGCUCGUGUUUUGAAACACUUUAAACAGAAGAAGCAGCUUAAGCUGGCUGAAAAGCUUGCGUUUUUUAUGAGCGGUGAGGACUUGGAGCUUUGGCAGUACUCCGACCAGACAAAGCCUAUUCGUCAGAACAGAUACUUUUUCUACUUGUCUGGAGUGGAGAUUCCUGGUUCCCAUGUGUUGUAUGACGCUGCCAACGAUAAGUUGACGUUGAUCCUUCCAGACAUUGACUACGACGAUGUGAUGUGGUCUGGCUUGCCAUUACUGCCUGAAGAUGCCUUGAAGAAGUUUGAUGUGGAUGAAGUCAAGUACGCUACUGACCUUGAAAAGAUCGUGGGUGGUCUUAAAGGAUACACCAUUCACACCACUGACCACAACAAGUACAAUGCUCGUGUGCAUCUGUUCUUGACUGAACAGGACCCAGACUUCUUCCAUGCCUUGGACGAGUCCAGACUCAUCAAGGACUGGUACGAGAUUGAAUUGAUGAGACACGCUUCUUUCAUCACCGACAAGUGCCACCUUGCUGUUAUGUCUGCUACGCCAAUUGAAACUAACGAGACCCAUAUCCAUGCUGAGUUCAUGUACCAUGCUCUUAGACAAGGCUCCAAGUACCAGUCCUACGACCCUAUCUGUUGCUCUGGUCCAAACUGUUCCACCUUGCACUAUGUCAAGAACGAUGACGAAAUUGAGAACAAGAGAUCUGUGCUCAUAGACGCUGGUGCUGAAUGGAGCUGCUACGCUUCUGACGUUACCAGAUGUUUCCCUAUCAACGGUGACUGGACCGAGGAGCACCUUACCAUCUAUAACCUUGUCUUGGACAUGCAGCGCAAGACCAUGGACAUGAUCAAGCCUGGUGCUCGUUGGGACGAUAUCCAUUUGACUGCCCACAGAGUCAUGAUCAAGGAGUUCAUCAGAUUGGGUAUUUUCAAGGACUACCCAGAGCAAGAGAUCUUCGAUUCGAGCAUCUCUGCUCGUUUCUUCCCACACGGUCUUGGUCACGUCUUGGGUAUGGACACUCACGAUGUCGGUGGACGUCCUAACUACGACGACCCAGAUCCAAAGUUGAGAUACUUGAGAUUGCGUCGUACUCUUAAGGAAGGUAUGGUGCUUACCGAUGAGCCAGGUGUGUACUUCUCUCCAUUCUUGUUGAAGGAUGUGCUUGAGGACCCAGAGAAGGUGAAAUACAUCAACACUGAUGUUCUCGACAAGUACUACUCUAUUGGUGGUGUCAGAAUUGAGGAUGACUUGCUUAUCACCAAGGACGGUUUCGAGAACUUCACCAAGAUCACUUCUGACCCACACGAGAUCUCUAAGAUCAUCAAGGAGAGCACCGCUCAGGGUAAGGACAGAUUCCACAAUGUGAUUUAA
Molecule: messenger RNA, 1425 nt
Organism: Candidozyma haemuli
Lineage: Eukaryota; Fungi; Ascomycota; Pichiomycetes; Serinales; Metschnikowiaceae
Product: putative Xaa-Pro dipeptidase
Exons: 1
Coding region: 1-1425 (474 amino acids)
Molecular function (GO): metalloaminopeptidase activity; manganese ion binding
Source: RefSeq, a predicted model, not a curated record